Paramuricea clavata is the source of this 570-nucleotide messenger RNA. NCBI's taxonomy places the organism in Eukaryota, Metazoa, Cnidaria, Anthozoa, Malacalcyonacea, Plexauridae. The record is from the annotation of a GenBank genome assembly.
AUGGAUAAUUAUAUCAAAGCACUCACUUUUGGUAAAGAUAUCAUAAUUGCUGGAGACUUAAAUUGCGACUUGUUAAAGACAGCUCAAGAGGCAAAGGUUUUGAAUGAUUUUUGUCACUGUUUAAAUUUGACACAGUUAAUUGAUAAACCGACGAGGGUCACGUCACGUUCGUCAACGCUUAUUGAUGUCAUGAUGACUUCAAAUAAAGAUUUGAUUGCAGAAAGUGGAGUGCUUGAAACCUACAUUAGUGAUCAUUUUCUGGUUUACUGUUCACUCAAACUAAAGUUGAUAAAACCGCUGUUUAAAACCGAUAUCACUGCAAGGAGUUAUAAGCAUUACGACCGAAACCAAUUCCUCUGUGAUUUGGCAUGUAUUCCGUGGCAUGAGAAUUUAUUUGUUGAAAAUGUAAAUGAUAAACUGUCGCAUUUUGAUAGUAAUUUUCAAAAUGCAUUGACUAGGAAUGCACUAAUUAAGACAAUGAAAAUAAGACAUCGACAAGUACCAUUUGUUGACGAUGAGAUCAAAGAACUGAUGAAAAAUAGAAAUAGUUACACAAAUUUGCUCGUCUAA